This is a messenger RNA of Zingiber officinale, 1533 nucleotides long. RefSeq names its product protein NEGATIVE GRAVITROPIC RESPONSE OF ROOTS-like. NCBI's taxonomy places the organism in Eukaryota, Viridiplantae, Streptophyta, Magnoliopsida, Zingiberales, Zingiberaceae. Gene Ontology annotation, biological process: regulation of growth; gravitropism. The record is from RefSeq and is a predicted model, not a curated record. The transcript is spliced from 7 exons. Bases 349 to 1182 code for a protein of 277 amino acids.
CUCAUUUGGAAAACGCAGACCUAUGAACAUUAAAAUGUAGCCAGCCGUAGCUUGCUAAAAGAUUCGAUUGGAUCUUUCAAUACUAUAAAAGUAUGGCGUUCUCCAAAAGGGUUUGUAUCUUUUUCUCCUGUGAUCUACUUCUUUUCGCUGCUGCAUUUCCAGAACAGAUUGGUUGUCAAGGAAAUAUAUUUCCUGGCUGCUAAAGUUGCUGCUAAACGAUGGAGAAGGAUGGGUGCAUUAUUAUUUUAAAAGGCACAAACACACACACAAGUAUCAGGUGCAAAAGUCUCUACCUCGGAACUUGUACCAUAAUGAAAAGGAGAAGACGACUCUAAGCCAUCUGAUACUAUGAGAAUCUUGAGUUGGGUGCAAAACAAGUUUCAGGAAAGGCAGGAGAAGAAGAGACUAGAUGCUGUCGUGAAAUCAGCUCAUCUACCUCAUUGUUCUUUACCUGUUGAUCCAAAGGAAGAAUUCAAAGAUUGGCCACAAUCACUACUGGCAAUUGGAACAUUUGGCGACACUGAAAUCAAGGAAGAAUCUCACAGUGGUCAUCACUUCCAAUGUAUAGAAGCUUCACAAGAUUUAUCUGAUUUUGGUGUUGAAGAAUUCAACCAGUUAAAGAAAGAGCUAAAAAAGUUGCUCUCACUCAAGUCAAAAUGCAAGUCAAAAUCCAGCAGCAGCAGUAAUGGAUCAGAGAUCAUGGAAGAGGGCGGAGGAAAUAUGCCAUUAAAUAGAUUUCUGAAUUUCCCAUCGAGAUUGGGGGUCGAUAAGGCAUUGAGUACGAGUCUAGAGCGCUUGGCAAGUGACAACAAUGGUGAUAUCUCCCCGAGUUCAAAGAUGAUCCUUAUUAGCAAAGUGAAAGAUAUGUUGCUGGAAAAUCCUAAAGCACUUAAGAAGAAAUCAGUCUCUUUUAUCAUCAAGAAGAUGUUUGUAUGCAGCAGUGGAUUUGCACCAGCUCCAAGCUUGAGGGAUCCAAUUCCGGAGUCAAGGAUGGAGAAGAUGUUAAGAGCAAUUCUCACCAAGAAGAUACACCAGCAAAGUUCUGCUCCAAUUGCUUCAAAGAAGUGCAUAGAAAAUAAAUCAACAGAGGAAACACAGGCUGGGGAAGAAGGGGAUGAUAAGGGCAAGGACAAGUGUAAAUGGGUCAAGACAGAUUCAGAUUUUAUUGUUCUAGAGAUCUAGGAACCCAGUGAUCAGCAUUUUCAUGGUUCAUGAAGUUUCUCUCCAAUAAAAACACAAGAACACCACGAAGAUCAUAAUAAGAAUGCACAUGUGGAUGGAAGCAUGAAGGGGAUUAUAAAUGCCAUUGUUCAUACUUUUGAGCAAUGGAGUGUCUUGCGCUUCUAAACAUGCAAAGAACGAGAAGAUUGAAUCUUAGUAUGAUGAACAAAAUGCACACUACUUGUAACUUUCCCUUAUUGUUCAUCUUCAUAUUUGCAGAAUUUGAUUUUAUUUAUAAAAAACUUGUGUUUUUUUAUUUGAUGAAUUAUAUACGUCAAAGACAUCGUCAUUAAUAGAAUAUGCACGAUAAAA